ACUACCCAACGAUAUUUCCAAAGUCAACCUGAAACGCACUCCUUUAUUCCUGGGGAAAUACCCACCGCUCUUUCCUCCCCCAGAGUGCUCGCAGACGAGACGACGCCGGAACAUUUCCUCACCGGAGGUAUAGCAAACGGAGGCGAGAAUGUCCGAGCAUCAAGUGUUCGUCGGCGCAAUCGAUCAAGGCACUACGAGCACCCGUUUCAUCAUCUACGACCGUUCCGCUCGACCCGUCGCAUCGCACCAGAUCGAGUUCACCCAGUUCUACCCUCAAGCCGGAUGGGUGGAGCACGAUCCGGUGGAGAUUGUGGAGAGUGUGAAGGCAUGUAUUGCUAAGGCGGUCGACAAGGCCACAGCCGACGGGCACAAUGUGGAUGGUGGUCUCAAAGCCUUGGGCCUCACAAAUCAGAGAGAGACCACUGUGGUAUGGAGCAAAUCCACCGGCCUCCCUCUCUACAAUGCCAUUGUCUGGAUGGACGCUCGCACUACUUCCAUUUGCAGAAAACUGGAAAAGGAAUUGGCUGGUGGGAGAACUCAUUUUGUUGAGACAUGUGGUUUGCCCAUAAGCACGUACUUCAGUGCGAUGAAGCUGCUAUGGCUAUUGGAGAACGUGGACGCUGUCAAGGAAGCAGUAAAGAAAGGGGAUGCGCUAUUUGGAACGGUCGAUACCUGGUUGAUUUGGAACAUGACCGGAGGGGUGGAGAAUGGCUUACACGUCACUGAUGUGUCCAAUGCAUCAAGAACUAUGUUGAUGAACCUCAAUACUUUGGAAUGGGACAAGCCAACGCUGGAUGUAUUGGGAAUCCCUCCUGAGAUUUUGCCGAAAAUCAUUAGCAACUCAGAGAUCAUAGGGAACAUUGCCAAGGGAUGGCCAAUCACAGACAUUCCCAUAUCAGGCUGUCUUGGAGAUCAACAUGCUGCAAUGGUAGGGCAAGCUUGUCAAAUAGGUGAAGCAAAGAGCACUUAUGGAACUGGUGCAUUCAUACUUCUUAAUACAGGUGAGGAGACAAUCAAAUCAAACCAUGGACUUUUGAGCACUUUGGCUUAUAAGCUGGGGCCAAAUGCUCCUGCGAAUUAUGCAUUGGAGGGGUCAAUUGCCAUUGCUGGUGCAGCUGUUCAGUGGCUAAGGGACAGUCUCAACAUAAUCAGCAGUGCAAGUGAGAUAGAGACACUGGCAUCUAAGGUUGAUUCGAGUGGGGGAGUUUAUUUCGUGCCUGCAUUCAAUGGGCUGUUUGCUCCAUGGUGGCGCGACGACGCCCGAGGAGUUUGUAUUGGAAUCACAAGGUUCACAAACAAGUCUCACAUUGCCCGAGCCGUUCUUGAGAGCAUGUGUUUUCAAGUAAGAGAUGUGUUGGAGUCGAUGCAUAAAGAUGCUGGGGAUAAAGGUGAGGUUAAGAAUGAUCGCGGAGAAUUCAUUCUGAGAGUUGAUGGUGGCGCUACCGUUAACAAUCUUCUAAUGCAGAUUCAGGCGGAUUUGUUAGGUAGUGCAGUGGUGAGGCCAGCGGAUAUAGAGACGACAGCGCUUGGGGCUGCUUUUGCUGCCGGAUUAGCCAUCGGAGUAUGGACUGAAGAGGAAAUAUUUUGUUCUUCCGGCGAGAAAAUGGAAAAGGCCACCGUUUUCCAUCCAGUGAUCGAUGAUGAGUUGAGGAAGAAGAAGGUGGAUUCUUGGUGCAAAGCUGUUGAGAGAACUUUUGACUUGGCCGAUCUCUCUCUGUAAUCAAUUUAUUCAUAAAUGACAGUCUCUCUUAUUUUCUUCUUCUUAGCGUUUUUUUGUUUGUUUACUUAUUCAUAGAUUACUGCUACAUUUUUCUUGUAACUCAAAAGUAUAAGAGAAAAAAAAACCCCCCCGACCAAUAAGCUAAGGAAUACCUGCAGCAACCUCUUUUUGGGACAAAAGUAAGUUAAACGAUGAAAAUUGUUGACAACCAAUUGGUCAGAUAUAAGUGAAAUUUGCGGUAAAUAGUAUUAAAACAUAUGUCUUUUC
This is a messenger RNA of Cuscuta campestris, 1987 nucleotides long. The record is from the annotation of a GenBank genome assembly. NCBI's taxonomy places the organism in Eukaryota, Viridiplantae, Streptophyta, Magnoliopsida, Solanales, Convolvulaceae.